Messenger RNA from Triplophysa dalaica, 1710 nucleotides. RefSeq names its product megakaryocyte-associated tyrosine kinase (gene matk). The record is from RefSeq and is a predicted model, not a curated record. Gene Ontology annotation, molecular function: protein binding; protein tyrosine kinase activity; ATP binding. The coding region runs from base 82 to 1425 and encodes 447 amino acids. Gene Ontology annotation, biological process: protein phosphorylation. Lineage: Eukaryota; Metazoa; Chordata; Actinopteri; Cypriniformes; Nemacheilidae. The transcript has 13 exons.
GUCAACGGCAAAACCAUCAUUCCCUCUAUGUCUGGUUUCUAAAGAACCUUCUGAGGUGCUCGUGUUUCAAUAUUUCAAGACAUGGCCAUGACGUGGACGGUGGGUACGCAGUGUGUCACCAAAAAGGAAUACUGUAAACCUAAAGCGGGCCAAAUAGCGUAUCGCAAAGGUGACGUCCUCACAAUCCUGGAGCCAGGAGUGAAAAGUGGGGUGUGCAAAGUGAGGCACAACGCGAGCGGAGAAGAAGGCCUGGUGUCCGCAUCCAACCUUCGAGAGAGAGAGGCUGUCCGUAUAGAUCCCAAUCUCAGCCUCAUGCCCUGGUUUCAUGGAAAGAUAUCGGGCCCGCAGGCUGUCGACAAACUGAGGCCCAUGGAAGACGGCCUGUUCCUGGUUCGCGAGUCCAUUCGGCACCCCGGAGAUUUCGUGCUUUGCCUCUGCUUCAAACAGAACGUGUUUCACUAUCGUGUCAUCUUUCGAGACAACAAGCUGACCAUCGACCAUAAAGAGUUCUUCUACAACCUCAUCGACAUGAUCGAGUUUCAUAGCAAAAUCAAAGGCGCCCUAGCUACAGUUCUGCUGAAGCCAAAAAUGAAAGAAGGUGCAAAGUCUGCCGAGACAAAACUGUUGAAAUCGGGCUGGUUGCUUGACCUCUCAAAGUUGACUUUAGGACCGGCCAUAGGUGAAGGGGAGUUCGGAGCUGUGUUUGAGGGCGAGUACGGCGGGCAGAGGGUCGCCAUCAAGAACAUCAAAUGUGACGUUACCGCUCAAGAUUUCCUCGAAGAGACAUCGGUCAUGACAAACCUCCAUCAUAAGAAUCUUGUGCAGUUAUUAGGAGUGAUUCUGCACAACGGACUCUACAUCAUAACAGAAUUAAUGACAAAGGGAAAUUUGGUGAAUUUUCUGCGCUCACGAGGGCGUUUGGCUGUCAGCACGACUCAGCUGUUGCGGUUGGCGCUAGAUGUGUGUGAAGGUAUGGAACAUCUGGAGUCGAAGAAGCUUCUGCACAGAGAUCUCGCCGGCCGCAACAUUCUGGUGUCCGAAGACUCGGUCGCAAAAGUCAGUGACUUCGGUUUGGCGGUGGCAAAGGUCAGUUCAACGACGCCUGACAAUUUAAAGUUACCGGUGAAGUGGACGGCACCUGAAGCCUUUAAGACAAGGAAAUUCACCACUCACUCAGAUGUGUGGAGUUAUGGAGUACUUCUGUGGGAAAUAUUCUCCUAUGGGAGGCAGCCUUACCCGAAGAUGACGGUGAGUGAGGUGAGAGAACGUGUGGAUCAGGGUUACCGCAUGGAGUCGCCCGAUGAAUGUCCGCCCGAUGUUUACACCAUCAUGAGGUCCUGCUGGGAAACAGACCCCAAAAAGAGGCCGUCCUUUCACAAACUGAGAGACAAACUUGAGAAAGAGUUUGGGAGAUAUGAGGCGUGAUGCAGUGUCAAUUUCCAGACGUGGAAACGGCGAGUCAACAUUGACUUUGAACGGCUUUUGUAAAACUUUCUAUUUAUAUUGACACAUUUUAUUUAUGUAUGUUUGAGAUUUUUUUGUUUGUUGAAGAAAUAACAUUUGAAAUACUAAAUUACCUAAAUUAACACAGUGAUGGCUGUUGAAAAAUUUCUGACUUUGGCACAAAUUAAUCUGUAAAAAUAAAUGAAGUUUAACAUGUUAACAGGGAUCAGUUGUUUGCCAUCAUCCCGGAAAAUCAAAACUACACAA